AUGGAUUCUGCUAAUAAUUAAGAAAAACCUAUAAAAUAUUUAAAGUAUACUUAUACAGGAAAUGAGUUCAGAAAAAAAGAGGUUAAACAUUUUUAUUUUGUACUUAUUUAAGAGAAAUAAUAAUUUAUAUAAAUUAUAGUUCAGAUUAAAACUUUGGUUAUCAGUGUUGAAGUUGGUGCCUUUAAAGUAGAGACUGAUCUCAUCAAAUUGUAAUAAGCCUAUAGAAGGCUCAUAAUGAAGAAGCUAUUAAAUCAUUCUGGAACUCCUGAUGUCAUUGCUAAAUCAAAUAUUGUUGCUAGAGGCAUUCCUUAUUAAUUGGAUCAAAAAGCGAAUUGCGUUAUGUUUAAUUCAGUUUUAAGUUAAUCUCAAAAAUAAAAGGACAUACAAUGAG
Molecule: messenger RNA, 391 nt
Organism: Paramecium sonneborni
Lineage: Eukaryota; Ciliophora; Oligohymenophorea; Peniculida; Parameciidae
Source: the annotation of a GenBank genome assembly